This is a messenger RNA of Biomphalaria glabrata, 6392 nucleotides long. RefSeq lists its product as uncharacterized. The transcript is spliced from 10 exons. The record is from RefSeq and is a predicted model, not a curated record. Lineage: Eukaryota; Metazoa; Mollusca; Gastropoda; Planorbidae. Bases 492 to 2426 code for a protein of 644 amino acids.
AAAAAAACAUCAAAAUAGAUCGCAGUACUACUACAAAGGUAGACAAUCGAGGUUAGUCUCACUAUUAAUGCACGCCUUAAUUCAUCAUAACUUGAGAUUUAAUGAAUCAUCUCUCUUGAGCCACUCAUUAACCAUUCGAAUGUAUAUAGGCCCUAGUAACAACGGCUUCGGCAUUGUACAGUUGGACCUCAAGUGUACCAGUGUGUAUCGCAUUGAAGUAUUCUCAAUGUCACCCACUAAUGUGCCUAAGUGACAUUAACAAAUUUGGUGUUUGUCCGUUGCUAUGAUACGUAUGUGAUAUUGGCUACUCGAAUGUCGAUACUUAGAGACUCUACAAGGAACAUGUACAUACAUUAAUGUACUAUAGGUCUGAACAUCUGAUACAUUUAAUACAGUUUUCUGCAAUUCUAUAUAUAAAGCUGGAUUAUCAUUUAUCAGACUCAAAUAACGACGAUCCUUCAAUUCAAAUUUCAAGUUGAUUAGUUACUAAGAUGAAAAACUAUCGCUCUAGGACUUGUAUAAAGGAGUUUCAGAAUAUAAUGGCACACGGAUUAAAAUUAAAAUCAUUUAUCUUCAUUUUGGGUGUCGUGUUGCUGCUGCUAUUCAUGAACUUUCACUGUUUCUACAAUCUGUGUUUCCCUUGCCAACACCCGAAGCCAGUAAAACCCAAGCGAGCAAAUAGCAGUGGUCUUAUUAAAGGAAUUAGCACAGUGUUGCUGUGUGAUGUCCAGAAGGAGGCUGCGGUGCCGAAAUGCCAAGCUCCCGGAAGUGCUGCUGAUAAGCUGAGAUUGAUCAGAGAUAUCUUCACAAGCUAUGGUAACGACGAAACGGUCACGGCGUUGUUCGGAGACAAGCUGAAAGCGAGCAACUUUGAGGCUUGGGAGAUACCUACCGUGGCACAUUAUGUUUGGUGUGGCAACAAGUUUUUUCGCUUCGAGGAUUAUCUCGGCGUGUUAAGCAUGGUACGUGUCCUUAGACCCAUGAAACUGAUAUUUCAUUACGAUUCACUUCCCCUCGAGAAAGAUCUGUACCACACAUGGUUCCAAGAACUUAAGCAGUCCCUCCCUUACCUUGUUCUAAGACGCACGAAUAAAACCAUCGCCUGCGGCACGAUGGAUGCACUGAACUACGGUCUGGAGCAGCUUGCAGCGAGUCCAAGUGGUGGGGUCUUCUUCGGUGAACGGGCUGUCCUGACCUACAUUCCAAAUCUUUGGCGAGAAGAGAACUACCUGACCUACCUCAUGCCGGGAGCCAGUCACAGUGAAGAGACGAUAGUCUUUGCCAGAUAUGGACUUGUGCAGUCUGGAGUUAGCCUUCAGGACUACAAGAAUAACUCGCUAAAGAGCUCUUACGAGUGUGUGAAUGUUGACCAGUUUAACACGAUGGUCAGAAACGUCACCGAGUCUGGUGCUUUGCAGCAAAUGAUUGAUGAUGUCCUCCCCCCAUGUCUUGCAGUAGCUGGCCCACUUUAUCCUGAACAUAUUAUUACGAGUAAAACGCCUUUCGGAAGAGUGGCCAGAUUUCUGUAUUAUGGUAAAUCAGAACCAAUUCAAGCCAAACAAUCAAAGGAUCCUAAGGAUCUAAUCCCACCAAUAAGUCACAUGAUCAUGUUGAAUCCAGCCAAAGACAAGCCAGUGGUUCUGACAUUCUCACACUACAUGAGCAUCCUCUCCGCCUUAUACUUAGGAGGCUUUCAACGCGUUUACAUUCAUGGCGACACGUUGCCGUCAGGCGAGUGGUGGACAAGACUAGCCAAUGAAAGUGUGACGUUUGUGUAUAUCGAAGUCGUGGAGACAGUGUUUCAGCAAGAUGUGAAGGUCUAUGCUCACCAGUCAGAUAUACUCAGAGCUAUCAUACUCCUCAAGUACGGAGGAGCUUACCAGGACAAGGAUGCACUCUGGUCCAGCCCUGUACCAGAAGAUGUCCGGAGAUAUCCCGCUGUUGGAUGCUAUGACUGGGUGAAUCGUGGAGAGUGGCCGAGGAGUUUCAAUACUGGAGUCUUUCUGUCCAAGCCAGGUUCAACUUAUCUGAGACAGUUUUUGGAUUCGUUUUGGUACGAAUGGGAUUCAUCGUGGAUAUUUAACGGAGUUCUGAUGCCUUACAAAGUGUACGAACGCCAUCCCGACACUUUAUUUAUAGAUACUCAUCUUCAGACUAUCUGCUACGUCGGUGUUUGUCACCCAGCCUGGCAUGACGAUUACAUGAGGCCAGAGAGCCAGGCUUCUCAACCGACCAGAGACUUUAAACAGAAUGAAACCUACGCGCUUCAUUACACGCACCCAAAGCCAGAUAGUAUUUUGACGUCAUUCCAAGCCAUUCAAAGCGGAACUAGUAUUCUUCACGAGCUGGGAAAAAAUGUCCUAAGGGCGAUCAUCAAGUCAGGAAAAAGACACUUAGUAGAGGGAGCUAAUGUAGACAAACUUUAAAUUAGAGAAAAUUUAGAAGCCGGUCACUUUAAAGAGUAAUCAGAUACGAGAGAGGUUGGGGGCGUGUGGGACUUUUGAAGUGAAGAAGUCGAAACCAUUGUGACGUCACUUCGAAUCCCUAACCACACGACCAUCUGCUGCUGUAAACAAAUGUUUUGUUCGUCACUUAAUGUAGUGUGUAGUGUGCAGGUUUCAAAGUCCAAGUCCAGUUGAUGUUACACAUCAGCAAAUGUUGGUAUACGAUAGUAUGAUGGUAUAAUAGUAUGAUAGUAUAUAGUAUAUGAUGAUAGUGAGGGUGAAGCCUUCGAAAUUAUCAACGGAGGCGAGCUUUAUGACCGAGGCUAAUUUCAAGACGUGACGACACCAGUUUGUGCUUGCGAUUCCUUGCCUCAUCAAUUAGUUAUCAGUACAAAAGAGUUGACUUAAUCAGUAGAUGACAGAACAAAGUGUUGACUUAAUCAGUAGAUGACAGUGCAAUGGUUGACUUAAUCAGUAGAUGACAGAACAAAGUGUUGACUUAAUCAGUAGAUGACAGAACAAAGUGUUGACUUAAUCAGUAGAUGACAGAACAAAGUGUUGACUUAAUCAGUAGAUGACAGAACAAUGUGUUGACUUAAUCAGUAGAUGACAGAACAAAGUGUUGACUUAAUCAGUAGAUGACAGAACAAAGUGUUGACUUAAUCAGUAGAUGACAGAACAAAGUGUUGACUUAAUCAGUAGAUGACAGAACAAAGUGUUGACUUAAUCAGUAGAUGACAGAACAAAGUGUUGACUUAAUCAGUAGAUGACAGAACAAAGUGUUGACUUAAUCAGUAGAUGACAGAACAAAGUGUUGACUUAAUCAGUAGAUGACAGAACAAAGUGUUGACUUAAUCAGUAGAUGACAGAACAAAGUGUUGACUUAAUCAGUAGAUGACAGAACAAAGUGUUGACUUAAUCAGUAGAUGACAGAACAAAGUGUUGACUUAAUCAGUAGAUGACAGAACAAAGUGUUGACUUAAUCGUAGAUAACAGUAGAAGUGUUGACGAGGGCGAGACCAUUUGUUAUAGAAGGCCUCGACCUGUGCCAACGAGCUAUUGGUCUACACUGCCCACAAGCUGUGACGUUACAUAUCAACGUUCUAUGACAAUUGGUCUAGGAUUGGGGAGGGGGGUCGCCUGAGAGCGUGGACUGACAAGGGGGACAGGACUGGACUCAGAGUAACGGAAGUAAAUCCAAGUCCUUACAGUCGAUGUUUGUCUGCUGUGGCUCGUCUACACCUAAUUUUGCAUCAAUCCGCCAUUCUUCUUUGAGUUGUCUCCUCUAACUUUUCAACAGUACAUAUACCUGUGCAUUCUUUUCUAUCUCAGAGUAAAGAUAAGGGCGGUAAUUUAAGGCAUUUCAUAAAAAAACAAAGACAAGGACUUGAAGCGCAAUAUUAUAGGUGACCUUGUCAUUUGCCUAUUUUACUCCAUUCCUAAGCUGUCAUUUUUGGGAAGUUCUCAUUCUACAGCAAUAAGUUUCUUUCAAAUUUCUUCUUGUGAAUGUGAUUUUCAGUUGUAAAUUACUUUUAGCUAUUUAUUUCUAAAAAUUGUCUGAAUUUGUUUGGGAAUUUGCCUUGAGAUACACAUAUCAUAUGCAGUGCAACAAUAUGUGUAUAGCUUUAGUUCUGCUGUUAAUUUCUUGUUUCUAGAAUGAGAAUAUAUAAUUUUUUUUGUGUGAUUUGACUCAAAUACUUAUGUAUAGUGAUAAUGUGUAUACCUUUCAUUUUGUGUAUUUUUUAAUGCUAAAAUGAAAAAAAAAAUAUUUUUGGGAUUUGACUCACAUACUUAUGUACCCUGACAAUGUGUAUAGUAUAUACCUUUGAUUCUGUUUAUUUCUGUUGCAUGAAUGCAAUAUAUUUUUUCUGGUAUCAUUUGACUCAAAUAUUUACCUACGAGAUAAUUUGUAUGCCUUUGAUUCUGUGUAUUUCUAAAAAGAUAUAUAUAUAUUGUAGUGAUUUGACUCAAAUACUCACGUAAGUGAUGAUGUGUAUGCCUUUGAUUCUGUGUAUUUCUUGAUGCUAGAAUUAGAAUCCAAUGAAAUGUAAACAAGGAACUGUAAACAACCUUUUUAUGUUUCUCCCUGCGCUCCAUGGACGCUUUCAUUUGUGCCUCGCAUUCCUAUCAAAAUCAAAAGUUAGGUCUUUCAGUGUACGGACCAAAGGUUUGGAACUCGCUACCCUUUCAGAUCAAACAACAGGCUUCACUACAUUCAAAGUGAACAUAAAGACCUAGCUGAUGAAAACAUAUUUUGAUGAUCUGUCAUAGUAAAUCUCCACCUGUCUGUGUGGUACACAUCUUGUACAACCACUUCCUAUAUCUGGUACACAUCUUGUACACACACUUCCUAUGUCUGGUACACAUCUUGUACAACCACUUCCUAUGUCUGGUACACAUCUUGUACACCCACUUCCUAUGUCUGGUACACAUCUUGUACACCCACUUCCUAUGUCUGGUACACAUCUUGUACAACCACUUCCUAUGUCUGGUACACAUCUUGUACACCCACUUCCUAUGUCUGGUACACAUCUUGUACACCCACUUCCUAUGUCUGGUACACAUCUUGUACAACCACUUCCUAUGUCUGGUACACAUCUUGUACACCCACUUCCUAUGUCUGGUACACAUCUUGUACAACCCCUUCCUAUGUCUGAUACACAUCUUGUACACCCACUUCCUAUGUCUUUUACACAUCUUGUACACCCAUUUCCUAUGUCUGAUACACAUCUUGUACACCCACUUCCUAUGUCUGAUACACAUCUUGUACACCCACUUCCUAUGUCAGGUACACAUCUUGUACAACCCCUUCCUAUGUCUGAUACACAUCUUGUACACCCACUUCCUAUGUCCGGAACACAUCUUGUACACCCACUUCCUAUGUCUGAUACACAUCUUGUACACCCACUUCCUAUGUCUGGUACACAUCUUGUACAGACACUUUCUAUGUCUGGUACACAUCUUGUACAACCACUUCCUAUAUCUGGUACACAUCUUGUACACCCACUUCCUAUGUCUGGUACACAUCUUUUACACCCACUUCCUAUGUCAGGUACACAUCUUGUACAACCCCUUCCUAUGUCUGAUACACAUCUUGUACACCCACUUCCUAUGUCCGGUACACAUCUUGUACACCCACUUCCUAUGCCUGAUACACAUCUUGUACACCCACUUCCUAUGUCUGAUACACAUCUUGUACAACCACUUCCUAUGUCUGAUACACAUCUUGUACACCCACUUCCUAUGUCUGAUACACAUCUUGUACACCCACUUCCUAUUCUAAGCUGAAGUUGAAACUUUGCAUGUUUAUUUUUUUGACCCUAACAUGAAGCAUUAAAAAAAAACUGACCAAUUAUUUUAUCAAUUAAUCUUAAUCAAUUAAUAAAUUUUUGUUUUUCUCAGAAAAGGGAUAUAAAUCUUGUAGUAAUGAGAUCUAUUACAUUAUUUGUGCGGUUCUAUCUCUUAUAUAAACGUGUAAAAAAGUAUUUUUUUAAUUAUUAUUUGGCUUGUAAUGUCGGUCAUGUUCUGACAGACCCUUGGGCCCUACGUUAUCUUUGGUAACAGCGCUACAUUUAUUUAAUUAAAGUAAAGUUCCCCUUUCAGACCAUGCGAUCUAUAGGGCAGAUGAUGUUAAUGUCAUCUGUUUCUGUUUAUUAGUGCCCUUCAACCACGAGCAACCCUCUAAAUUUUCUACCUCCUAUAUUGUUUUGUUUUUCUCUGUUUCUGCCAUCAGUUAACAAAUUAUUUUUUAGAAGUUUAAAGUUUAAGCAAUACUUUUGUAGUCCUUUUUACAAGCUUUAUAUCAACUCAGUCUGUCUGAUUGCCUGGUAAAAUUUUUGAUACAUUUUUUUUUUCAUUUAUCAUUCUCGGAUCAAGUCAAAACUUUGCACAAUUAUUUAUUGAAUUUGACAAGACAUGAAUCAAUUAAAAAAAAUAAUAUAAAAAAAA